AUGGGGAGUACGGCGGCGGCGGAGAAGACCGAACAAGAAUUACGCAGCGAGAUCGAUGAACUUCUUCGCCAACAGCGCGAGAUAACUGAGAGGCUUCGAGAUCCUCGUGGCCUUCGCAAAGGCGCUCUACCAGCUCCUAUUCUACGCAACAAUGCUAUUCGCCAACGUUCCUUUCUUCGUCCUGGUGUAGAUAAUAAUGAUUCUGAAGAUCAACCUCCUGCCAAACGUCGACUUUCAUCAGCUAUUGUUAAGCUUGAGGAAGGGGAGUUGAUUGAAGAUGCUGAUGCUGGGAACACAAAGGAUUCAACUGGCAAAAGUGACAAUGGGAAUGCUGCCGCUGGUCAGAAUGAUAUGAACCAUUUUAAUUCUCACCAAAGUGGAUUUUCUAGAAGAGAUGGCUAUCAAAGAAAUUCUAAGGCUUUUGAGAUUCCUCCUUCAGAACAUGUUCCGAGGGUGUUGCCUAAGAAUGAGGACCCAAGCUUGGUUAAUAGGAAUAAAAGAAUGCUGGGUCAGCUUUUGGGAACUCUGGAGAAAUUCAGAAAAGAAGACAAGCAGCUCUCAGGAACUGAGGCAUAUAUGCGAAGAUCUAAUUCGUUGCAAAGAGCUGAGCAAAGAGCACGGGAGGAAAGUGAAAGGCUUAGGAAAGAAGAGCGCGAGCAGAUUGCUGAAAAACGGAGGAGGGAUUUGACACUUAGGGCACGUGUGGCUGCUAAGACAGAAGAAAAGAAAUUGGAGUUACUCUUUCUUCGGUGGAGUGAGCAUCAUAAACGACUAAGCAAUUUUAUAAGGACUAAAGCAGAGCCUCCAAUCUACUAUAUGCCUAACAUGCCCUUGGAUGAAGAUGCUGCAUCAGCUGAGAAACGCAUAGAAGAGGAUUUCCUUGAAUGGAAAAAUGCAAGAAGAGAGGAAUUGUCUGAGUAUCAAAAACAAAUUGGGGACCAGUAUCUUGCCAAUGUCGAGAAGGAUUUGGAGAGAUGGCAGAAUGCGAGGAAUGCAAGGAAAGUAAACAUUAAUGACCAGAAUUUACAAGAAACUAUGGACAAAGAAUUGGAUACUCAUAGGCUCGAGCAUGGUCCCAAGAAAAGAAAAAUUCCCGACGGAAGCAAUAAUGAAGAUGAAGAUGAUGAUGUGGAAGAUAUAAAUGCCGGAGAGGAUGAUAUGAUGGAGGAUGAAUUAGAUGAAACAAUUAAGAUGGAAACAGGCGACGCCAAUUCAGAUCCCGCUCCUGAUGCUGUUAAUGUAGACCUAAAGUGA
Molecule: messenger RNA, 1254 nt
Organism: Lathyrus sativus (Indian pea)
Lineage: Eukaryota; Viridiplantae; Streptophyta; Magnoliopsida; Fabales; Fabaceae
Source: the annotation of a GenBank genome assembly